GCGCCGGGGGAGGCCUCAGGCACGCCAUCUUCAAAGACCCCCAACCCAGACUCAGGCUUGGGGAGGGGGCAUUGUACCCCAUCCAGGAGUCGGCCAUGACAACGGCCGUGUCCCCUUUAAGCAGAGAGCCGCCCGCUGCAGUGGGUGGACUCGUGCCCAGCCAGUGGGAGCUGUGAGCUCCCCUCCCACAGCCCCUCCCUGGGGAGGGGAGGGAGGCGCCGAGCAGCGUGGCUCCCUAGGAGUCGGUGGCACCCGGGAGACAAUAGCAGACAUGCUGUGUGGGCUCAGCCGGGAGACCCCUGGAGAGGCAGACGAUGGGCCUUACUCCAAAGCAGGCAAGGACGCGGGAGGGGCCGACGUGGCCCUGGCUUGCCGCCGGCAGAGCAUUCCAGAGGAGUUCCGAGGGGUCACCACGGUGGAGCUGACCAAGAAGGAAGGCAGCACGCUGGGCCUGACCAUCUCGGGUGGCACGGACAAGGACGGGAAGCCCCGGGUCUCCAACCUGAGACCCGGGGGGCUCGCAGCCAGGAGUGACCUGCUGAAUGUGGGCGACUACAUUCGGUCUGUGAACGGAAUCCACUUGACCAGGCUCCGCCACGAUGAGAUCAUCACUCUGCUCAAGAAUGUGGGCGAGCGCGUGGUGCUGGAGGUGGAGUAUGAGCUGCCCCCGCCCGCCCCUGAGAACAACCCAGGGAUCGUUUCAAAGACAGUGGAUGUCUCCCUGUACAAGGAGGGCAACAGCUUUGGCUUUGUCCUCAGAGGAGGUGCCCACGAAGACGGGCACAAGUCCCGCCCGCUCGUCCUGACCUACGUGCGGCCCGGCGGCCCUGCCGACAGGGAGGGCUCUUUGAAGGUGGGUGACAGGCUGCUCAGUGUUGAUGGGACCUCGCUGCGUGGGGCCAGCCACGCCGCUGCCCUGGCCACCCUGCGGCAGUGCAGCCACGAGGCACUCUUCCAGGUGGAGUAUGACGUGGCCAUCCCAGACACGGUGGCCAACGCGUCGGGGCCCUUGAUAGUGGAAAUAACCAAGACGCCAGGGUCGGCCCUGGGGAUCUCACUCACCACCAGCUCCCACCGGAACAAGCCGGUCAUCACCAUCGACCGCAUCAAGCCAGCCAGCGUGGUGGACAGGAGUGGGGCCCUGCACGCCGGAGACCACAUCCUGUCCAUCGAUGGCACCAGCACGGAACACUGCUCGCUGCUUGAGGCCACCAAGCUCCUGGCCAGUGUGUCGGAGAAAGUGCGUCUGGAGAUCUUGCCUGCGCCCCAAAGCCAGCGGCCCCUGAAGCCCUCAGAAGCAGUGAAGGUGCAGAGGAGCGAGCGGCCGCAUCGCUGGGACCCCUGCGUGCCCUCUUGCCACAGCCCCCGGCCUGGCCACUGCAGGACGCCCACCUGGGCCACCCCUGCUGGCCAGGACCAGAGCCGAUCCUUGUCCUCAUCUCCCUUUUCCUCGCCGACCAUGAACCACGCCUUUCCCUGCACCAACCCCAGCACCCUUCCUCGUGGAUCCCAGCCUAUGAGCCCCCGGACCACAAUGGGGCGGAGGAGGCAGCGAAGACGGGAACACAAGAGCUCAUUGUCGCUGUCCUCCAGCACGGUGGGGCCCGGCGGCCAGAUCGUGCACACGGAGACCACAGAGGUCGUGCUCUGUGGAGACCCCCUCAGCGGCUUCGGCCUCCAGCUGCAGGGCGGCAUCUUCGCCACCGAGACCCUGUCCUCCCCACCCCUCGUGCGCUUCAUCGAGCCCGACAGCCCGGCUGAGAGGUGUGGGCUGCUGCAGGUGGGGGACCGUGUCCUGUCCAUCAACGGCAUCGCCACCGAGGACGGGACGAUGGAGGAGGCCAACCAGCUGCUGCGGGACGCGGCGCUGGCGCACAAGGUGGUGCUGGAGGUGGAGUUCGACGUGGCCGAGUCUGUCAUCCCGAGCAGUGGCACCUUCCACGUGAAGCUGCCCAAGAGGCGUGGCGUGGAGCUGGGCAUCACCAUCAGCUCGGCUAGCAGGAAGCGAGGCGAGCCCCUGAUCAUCUCCGACAUCAAGAAAGGCAGUGUGGCGCACAGGACCGGCACCCUUGAGCCAGGUGACAAGUUGCUGGCCAUUGACAAUAUCCGCCUGGACAACUGUCCCAUGGAGGACGCCGUGCAAAUCCUGCGGCAGUGCGAGGACCUGGUGAAGCUGAAGAUUCGGAAGGAUGAGGACAACUCUGACGAGCAGGAGACCACAGGUGCCAUCAGCUACACGGUGGAGCUGAAGCGCUACGGGGGCCCCCUGGGCAUCACCAUCUCGGGCACAGAGGAGCCGUUUGACCCCAUUGUCAUCUCGGGCCUCACCAAGCGUGGUCUGGCUGAGAGGACUGGCGCUAUCCACGUUGGGGACCGUAUCCUGGCCAUCAACAGUGUUAGCCUCAAGGGCCGGCCACUGAGUGAGGCCAUCCACCUCCUGCAGGUGGCUGGCGAGACUGUCACCCUGAAGAUCAAGAAGCAGUUAGACCGCCCUCUCCCAGCCCACAAAUCGGGCAGCCUCAGUGAAGCCAGUGAUGCGGAUGAGGACCCGCCAGAGGCGCUGAAAGGAGGCCUGCUGGCACCCCGGGCCGUGCCCGCCGUGCCCAGUGUGGACAGCGCCGUGGAGUCCUGGGGCAGCUCAGCCACGGAGGGUGGCUUUGGGGGCCCAGGUUGCUACACUCCUCAGGCAGCCACCCGGGGAGCGACCCCCCAGGAGUGGCGGCCCAGCCGGCUGAGAAGCAGUCCCCCACCCGCUGAGCCCCGGAGGACAAGCUGUACCCCAGCCCCCACCGAUGAGAGCUUCCCCGAGGAGGAGGAGGAGGACUGGGAGCCGCCAGCGAGCCCAGCCCCCGGCCCCGCCCGCGAGGAGGGCUUCUGGCGCACGUUCGGGGAGGCCCUCGAAGACCUGGAGUCUUGUGGUCAGUCAGAGCUGCUGAGGGAGCUGGAGGCAUCCAUCAUGACGGGCACCGUGCAGAGCGUGGCCCCCGAGGGCAGGCCUGGCCACCGGCCCUGGAGGAGGAGCCGGCAGGUACGAGCUGCCCCCGGAGACACGCAGGAGCUGCUGCUGCCGCCGCCCUUGGAGACGCACAAGGUGACGCUGCACAAGGACCCCGUACGGAGUGACUUCGGUUUCAGCGUCUCAGACGGCCUCCUGGAGAAGGGCGUCUACGUCCACACGGUGCGCCCCGACGGGCCCGCCCAGCGCGGGGGCCUCCGGCCCUUCGACAGGGUCCUCCAGGUCAACCACGUGCGCACGCGGGACCUGGACUGCUGCCUGACGGUGCCGCUCCUGGCUGAGGCGGGGGACGUCCUGGAGCUGGUCAUCAGCCGCAACCCGCUGGCCCAGGGCAGCCGGGCCCCCCGAGCGCCAGGCCCCAGCGGCCCCCGGAUGCUCUGAAGUCAGCACGUGGUCUGGACACCCAAGGGGCCGCCUGGGGAGAUCCUGGCUCCCAGACCUGUAGCUGGGCUGGAGAGGCGGCCACCCACUCGUCCGUCUGUCCGUCUGGCAGAUGCUGAGCCGGGGACAGGACAUCGUUCUCCAGUUCUGUGGUAAAUGGGCUGCCAGGUCCAGCUGGAGUGACAUCUAGGUCUUUCUCCAUGUUGGCUCCAAGAUGCCCAGAGGGGCCCUGCCCGCAGGGGUCCACACAGGCUGCUUGGGGCGGGAAGGAGGAGGGUCUGGGGCACAGCCUCCUCGGAAGAGUGUCUGGUGCGGGGCAAGCUCAGCCCAGUGCAGGGAGCGCUUUCUCCCAGCAGAGCCAUGGGGCUGGAAUGAGCUGCCAGGGAGGCGUGAGCUCCCUGUUUCGGGAGGUGAGCAAGUGGGAGCUGAUACGCCCGUGCAGCCGUGGGCCACGGCGUCCCGGCAAUCUGUCACACGGGCUGGGGUGGUCAGCAUCCCCAUGGGGGAGCCUUUAGGGUGAGGCUGGAGGCUCCUUCAGCUGGACAGCCUCCCUCCAGGAAGGCUGCUGCUCAGGUAGGAGCCCAGGCCCUUCCCUUCUCCAGGACUCUGGUGUUCGGGGCUCGCCAGCGCCCCCACUUUGGAGGCUCUAAGCUGGGGUGUCUGGGAUCCCAGGAGUGGCCCUGGGCGGGGUUCUUUCAUUUUUGCCUCUCUGAUUGGAGACCAUGGCUCUGGGCUGAAAGGGCAAGCUCGGGGACAGUUUUGGGCUGUCAGCCCCACCUGCCUCUUUUGUAGGAUGCGUGGUCACUGACCCACAUGGAUACCUGCCUCUCAGCCCAGGCCCUCCAGGUGGGAGGGGGUCCUUCUGGUACAAAAGACCCAGGGGUUUCCGUUCACCUGCCGUUACAGUGAAGAUGGGAAAACCGUGGAAACAGGACUGAUACUAGAUGGUACCGCCCCUCUCCACUAUCCGAAUCGGUGCAGGAGAGAGAAGCAGGGACGUGGGGGCAGACAGACAGGCAGGGAGAGAGGCUGGACCAAUGCCCACCCGUUCUCUCUCACGCCCAGGGGCGACAGAGUCAUUAGUGGUCGUUCAGGGGCGUUUGUUCCCACUGGCAGUCUGGAAGCACCAGCAGCCCUCAUUUAGGACAGGGUGCCUCCAUCUGGUGGUCCGGGCUGUGGGCGCUGGGAUAGGGGUGGACAGGCGGGAUUCAGCCAGGUCUGGGGACUUGCUUUGCCCCCGCUCAGCUCUUAACAGGGUCUCAGGAAAAGAGGGGGGCACCCACUCCCUCCUGCCUCCUCCUCCACCCCUGUGACCCCGGGAGCCCUGAAAAAUGCACUUCCACUCAAGGGACUGGGUGGGGAGAUGAGGUCUGUCCUCUUCACCCCAGGGUGCUGCGCGGUUGCCGUGUGAACCCGUCCGGUCUGACCCCUCCGGACAAUCAAGGUGGACAGUCAGUCUCCGGGCAGGGGCCGGCCUCCCUCUCAGGGUGGAACCAUCUCCCCUGCCCACGCUCUCCCCUGAGGGCCUGCCCCCUGGCCCCAGCUUCCUCCCACCUUGGCCCUCCUUGCCCUCCCCGGAGGGAGAGCGCUAUGGCUGGGCCGCCCAGUGCCUCUGCCAGCUCAGAUUCCUGUGUCAACGUCUGCCCCAAGGUGAAACAGCUUGGGCCCCCGUCCCAGGGGCACCGAGCGAAAACCAAGAGCCCUGAGCUUGCGGAGGGGGGAACAGCAGAGACAUGGCCACUGCAGCCUCAGCUGUGUGACCCUCAGCCAGUGGCCAGCCUCUCUGGGCCUCUAUCAAGGGCCAGGGCUAGACGGGACACUCUCCCAGGGCCUCUUGGCGACUGCAGGCGAGGGAAGACGCGUCUUGACCCCACCCGCGCUCCCCCUCCCUCUGCCACUUCCCCCAGACGUAUGCAGCCAGGCCCACGGGUGGCCCUGCGCCGGCCUUCUCAUAUGCAAUAGUCCUUCUGGCUUCUCCUGGGGCUUGCUCACCCCAGAACUGACAUCUCCCGAUGACGCCUGUCCCCAGUGAGUGUCCUGCCUGCCUAUGCAUUUUGGGUACAGCCCCUGCGACAUGCUCCUGCCACCCCCUAAAAGCUGUAUUUUUCUCUGGCUGAGAUUUGAGCAUAUUCCUUGUAAAGUAUUUUUCUACACGGGGUUUUCUUAGGGCUCUCGGGAAGCACAACUCGCCCAGGGGCGGCAGGUUAAGGCCAGCUGGGCCUGCGUGGGGCCCAUGGCUAAAUCUGACCCACCAGGGGCUGCGGUGACUUGGGAACUGGGGGUGGGGUGCUGUGGGGACGACUUUUUAAAAAUAAAAUUAUUUAAAUGCACCUGGAGUAGAGCGUCUGCUUUUUAAAAAAUACCACAGGCCGGUGAGCCCUAUCAGAGUACC
Molecule: messenger RNA, 5789 nt
Organism: Camelus dromedarius (Arabian camel)
Lineage: Eukaryota; Metazoa; Chordata; Mammalia; Artiodactyla; Camelidae
Gene: GRIP2
Product: glutamate receptor interacting protein 2
Exons: 24
Coding region: 272-3397 (1041 amino acids)
Biological process (GO): neurotransmitter receptor transport, endosome to postsynaptic membrane
Molecular function (GO): protein binding
Source: RefSeq, a predicted model, not a curated record